Messenger RNA from Exophiala xenobiotica, 978 nucleotides. RefSeq lists its product as uncharacterized. NCBI's taxonomy places the organism in Eukaryota, Fungi, Ascomycota, Eurotiomycetes, Chaetothyriales, Herpotrichiellaceae. The coding region runs from base 1 to 978 and encodes 325 amino acids. The transcript is spliced from 2 exons. The record is from RefSeq and is a predicted model, not a curated record.
AUGUUCGACAGCCAGCCUGAACUCAGUAGUGGCGAGCAAAUCGCUCGCCCGCCACUUUCAACGGUACAUUCGGCCCAUGGGACCAGGACCGAUCUGCUGCAUCAUGGCAAAACAACACCGACUGGCAAGCGCGCCGAGACCGCGCCGGUGGUGUUGUGCCCGGACUCGCCUUCUUCCACGACCAAGCUGCGAGGCUCGAACUCUUUGCGACAAGAAAGCCAAAGCACAAACGCGAACAAUAAGGCAGUAGGCCGAAUGAAGCGGUCAGAGACGUUUGAGACCGGGACUGGGACUGGGACUGGAAGUGGAACUGGCAAACGGCCGCCCUUGGCAAGGGUGCCUUCGACACCGACAAGAUACAUGGAGAUGCUGCUGCAUCUGGAUGAGAUCCCUCGCUUGUACAACAUCUUGGCCAGCCUGGGGACUUGGAUCAUCUUGGCGGGAUUCCUGGUGGUGCCGGGCACGUUCACCACGUUCAAGGAGUCAAAGGCGUUUCAAGAAGCCGACAACGCCGACGGCGGCGACGAUGCGGGCACCGAGGUGACGCAUGCCAUUGUCCAUUCGAUCGCGAAUAUAGGGUUGUUGUGGCUGUCCGGCUCGUUUUGUGUCGCGGGCACGCUGGUUUGUCUUUGGCUAUGGCUCCGUUGGCGGCAUAAUUAUGUCUGGCUGAUCAACAAGAUCUUCAUGCCGGUAACCCUCAACUCCGUCGCAGGAUUGAUCACGACGCUCGUCAACGUUUACACGGCGCAGCAUGGCGUCUGGAGCGUCACGGCAAAGAUCACCGCCAUCGUGACGGGUUCGUGUGUCGGUGUCGCCGGCUUUUUGUUUGGGAUUUAUAAUUUCGGCCUGCUUCGCCGUGUCCAGAAGGUACAUGAGAGAGAGCUGGGUCUGGACCAUCGGCAUGAUGAGGAGACUUUGGUCGAGAAAGUCAAGAGGAAAGCCCAUGAGCCGCCAUUGCAACCGGGGAGUAUGGUUUGA